This is a messenger RNA of Parathielavia appendiculata, 1799 nucleotides long. RefSeq names its product Clavaminate synthase-like protein. Bases 381 to 1532 code for a protein of 383 amino acids. Lineage: Eukaryota; Fungi; Ascomycota; Sordariomycetes; Sordariales; Chaetomiaceae. Gene Ontology annotation, molecular function: 2-oxoglutarate-dependent dioxygenase activity. The transcript is spliced from 4 exons. The record is from RefSeq and is a predicted model, not a curated record.
CUCGGGCUUCGCCACUUGUGGCUGCCACAAAGGCGGGGUCCGCUCAUGUUCCGCAUGCUCCUCCAAGCGGCGCCAAUCGGGCAUCGGCGACAAGCGACUCCUAAUAGCGGGGUUUAGAGGCACGCUCAUUAGGGAGGUUUCUGCAACGAUCUGGGCCUGCUCCUUGGGGCGCAUUCGACCGUUUGAUAUGGACUCUGGGCUGUUGAGAGACCUUCCUCUUUGGGGUUCCAGUUUCCACGACUCCAUCGCCAAGGAAAAUUUAUAGCCGCUCUCACAAGUGCCGGUAUCUGAAGGCCGUUUUCGUCUUCAACCCUACAGGACCUGCUUCUCUUCCAUCAGACUCUCAGAGACCUCGCAAGGCGCUUCUCCUACGGCCCAUCAUGUCGCUCUCGCACGAAGUCUCGAUGGACCUCCCGGUCAUCGACCUGGACGUGUUCCUCCAGCAGCCGCGCGACUCGCCGGCGGUGCAGGCCGAGUGCGCCAAGGCGGCCAGCGCCCUCAUCACGUACGGCGCGCUGGUGCUGCACGACUCGCGCGUGUCGGAGCAUGACAAUGACACCUUCCUGGACCUGCUCGAGGACUACUUUGCGCAACCCGAGGAGGAGCUCAAGAAGGACGAGCGGCCCGAGCUGGCAUACCAGAUCGGCGUCACGCUCGAGAACACCGAGAAACCAAAGUGCGCCGUCGACGAGCCGUGCCUGCGCGUCAUCGAGCGCCUGGCCCCCUCGGAGCGUCCCCUCGAUAUCUCGGCGCACUCGCCCGACCCCAAGUGCCGCUUCUUCUGGCGCAUGGUCGAGCAGCCGCCGUACGAGACGCAGUUCCCGGGCUUGAAUGCGGCAAACAUCACGCCCGAGGCACCUCAUAUCAAGGAGCGCUGGGGACCGGUGAUGAACCAGUGGGGGACGUCAAUGAAGAAUGCUGUUGAAGGACUCACACAAAUGACGGCCGUUGGCCUUGGCCUCCCGGCAGACACAUUCAAAGAUGCAGGCCGAUAUGGGCCCCACCUGCUGGCCCCGACCGCCUCUGACCUCCAAAAGUACGGCCAGAAGGACACCAUCCUGGCGGGCUUCCACACGGACCUCAACUUCCUCACCAUCCACGGCCGGUCGCGGUACCCGGGCCUGCACAUCUGGGCGCGCAACACGGGCAAGCGCAUCCCCGUCAAGAUCCCGCAGGGCAACUACCUGCUCGUGCAGGCCGGCAAGCAGCUCGAGCACCUGACGGGCGGGCUCGUCAAGGCUGGGUACCACGAGGUCGUCGUCAACGAGCGGACGGUGCAGGUGAUUAAGGAGCGCAAAACCCGCCUGCCGGACCGCCCGCUGAUCCGCAUCUCGUCGACCUUCUUCUGGCAUCUCUCGUCGGAUUAUGACCUCGCGCCGAUCCCCGAGCUGGCUGAGAAGGCGAGGAGUGUUCGGGCGCAGCAGUUCAACCUGGGCCGCGAUGAGGGCGAUGAGGCUCAGUACCCGCCGAUGAAGGUCGGCGAGCAGGUGUCAAAUGAGCUCAAGCACAUUGCGCUGAUGGCGACAAGCUGAUAAAUCACACUGCAUCAAUGACGAAACUUGGUUGGCGUCGUUUAGUUGUUUGAUUAUGGACCGGCUCGGAAAAUGUGGGAUUGAGACAUGAGCAGAAGCUGGAAGACGAUCGAAAUGGUCCCGGCAGGCCCGGAUAGUAGUGCACCUGGCCCCUGAGUCUAUUGUCAUUAAUGCAAUCAGAACCGCUGUUAUGCGCCCAGAGUCCUUUUGUGCAGUGACGAAUCUUGACCUCUCAGCUUUCUAUGAGAUUGGUUGCAAAAGACUGGG